Messenger RNA from Penicillium salamii, 1461 nucleotides. The record is from the annotation of a GenBank genome assembly. NCBI's taxonomy places the organism in Eukaryota, Fungi, Ascomycota, Eurotiomycetes, Eurotiales, Aspergillaceae.
AUGCGCUUGUAUCCCAACAUCCCUUAUCAGACUGUCGAGUUCACUCCUGCUGGUGACCACGCAUACAUCACUGCUGAGAAUGCCAUGGACAUCCACGGCUAUAGGUGCGGCUCGAAGCACUGCGAGAAGAAAACAUAUGUCAUCCAAAUGACUGAAUGGUCCAAAUACAGAGUUGGCCGAGCCAGGCUCAUCUGUCCAGGUUGUAAGACAACGUUCUCUAACAGAGAGACCAACCAUGAAACCCUGCUUGAAUUCUCCCGUGCUAUGUUCGGGUUCCCUGUCUUUGACCUAUGGAACAGCCCUCAACGAAAAUUUGGCAAGCAAGGUCUUGUGGACCGGAUUUUGGCCUUGACUCGGGUUCAAGGCCUAAUUCCAGACCAUACCUCCCGCUAUAUGAAGUUCCUGCCGCUUAUGAAGGAACAUAAAUGUACUCUUGUCCCGACGCUCGACAUCGAUCUCCUCUGGCACACUCACCAGCUCUCACCACUUGCGUACGGCAAGUACUGUAAGACGCAAGUGGGGCGAUAUAUUGACCAUGUCGAUACCAUCUGCACAGUGAUGCGCUCCACAGGGGAGGGCGACACAGCGAGCCUCUGGGCAAAGCGAUACGGCGAGUCCUACUUUGACCCAGAAAAUACGGCCAAGAAGGCCGAGAUCGAACGAUGUAAAGCCACGUGUAAGCAGAAGGGGGAGGCCAUGGUGGCCAAACUGACCGCGUACGACGACAGCCACGAAUAUAUGAAGAAAGAGAUCGACGAGAAAUCCGAACGUCUCGCAGCCAAGCAGGCCAGCAUACGCGACACACAUACGGCGGUGAGCGCGCUCAACGCGGCGGUAGCGAACCUAGAGACAGCGAGAGAGUUCGUCAAGCCGACAUUGCGGCUACUCGAACUGCGUUACUACCGCCGGUCGCAAAAGGAGCAGCUGUGGAAGCUAGAAGAUCAACACCGGUCGCUGGUGGAGGAGUCUAUACACAAGCGGCGCGAGGUGGAGAGUCUCGAAUAUGAGAUGGCACGGGAGCAGAGGCCGGACUAUAAGGGAUGGGAGGAGGUGCAGAAGGCGAGGCGGCUCUUGUCGAAGCGGCUCGUGUUAGAGGUGGCCUUAGAAACAAAGGCAAUCUGGAAAGAGCAGCUAGACAAUGAGGAGCGGUAUGACUGGUCGUGGUACUCGAUCGUGCCAUCAGAGGUGCAGCCUUGUGUGCAUCCCAUUGUGGAUACAGCGAACGGCGGAAGUGCGUACAUCCAGACGUGGGAGGAUACAUAUAACCCACCGCGUAGCUACGCAAGGUAUUCUAGGAGAGAUGGCAGCGGAGCAGGAGCAGCAGGAGCAGCAGCAGGAGGAGGAGGAGGAGGAGGAUACGAUGGAGGAGGGUGCGGUGGAGGCGGAUCCGGGUCCGGGGGCGCUGGCGCUGGGGGCGGAUGCGGCGGAGGAGGAUGCGGUGGUGGAUGCGGCGGUGGCUAA